UGUCCUCCUUCUAUACCAAGCCAGUGAUUGAAUCUUCAUUGUAGAAGCAAAAAUGAGCUAGUUCCCACAAUAAAUAAUGAAGACACAUGAGAUUUCAUUCAUUUGUUCAUUUGUGCAAAAGUAUUUCUUGAAUGUCUGCUAUGUGCCAUACUCAGGGUUAGGUGCUGGGAAUAUAAUGCGGAGAAAAACACAAAGUUCUUGUUUUAGUGGCAUUUAUAGAAUAGUGAUUUGAUUUGUCUUUUGUUUGUCUGUCUCUAACUUAAAUUUGUUUAACUAAUUUUACUUUUUUUCCCCUUUAGUAUCCUCUUAUAUAUGGACUGAUUCUUAUUCCCUGCUGGUGUUUUCUAGUUUGCCUAAGUAGAAUUUACAUGGGAAUGCACUCCAUUCUGGAUAUUAUUGCUGGAUUCCUAUAUACCAUUUUAAUCUUAGCUGUCUUCUAUCCAUUUGUGGACCUGAUUGACAACUUCAACCAAACUCACAAAUAUGCUCCAUUAAUCAUCAUCGGGCUUCAUUUAGCUUUGGGGAUCUUUUCUUUCACCCUUGACACCUGGAGCACAUCCAGAGGAGACACGGCAGAGAUUCUAGGAAGUGGUGCUGGAAUUGCAUGUGGAUCUCAUGUUACUUAUAAGAUGGGUCUAGUGUUAGAUCCUUCUCUAGAUACAUUACCUUUAGCUGGUUCCCCCAUUACUAUGACUCUCUUUGGGAAGGCCAUAUUGCGGAUCCUCGUAGGGAUGGUAUUUGUGCUGGUAGUCAGAGAUAUAAUGAAAAAGAUCACCAUUCCUUUAGCCUGCAAAAUCUCCAAUAUACCGUGUGAUGAUAUUCGAAAAGCAAGACAGCACAUGGAAGUUGAACUUCCUUAUCGGUAUAUUACCUAUGGAAUGGUUGGUUUCUCCAUCACAUUUUUUGUUCCUUACAUAUUUUUCUUUAUUGGUAUCUCUUGAUGGAGAAAUAUUGUUUGUGAAAAGAAAGGAGGGUAUCAGUUACUGAUACCUAAAAAUAUAUUUCAAGUAAAAGCCAGAUCAGAUUUAGGCUUUUGCAGGAAUUUAACUUAAAUAAUUAUUUAAGUAAAUUCAUAAGAGUCAGUGCAUUUUAUCAUUGCACAUCCAGAUAUUGUUUUAGGUGAGCUGAGCUAUUUCAAUACUGAGAAAAUGAUAAGUAUCCAUUUAGAAUGUUAAUGUAAUGUUUGGAGAGUUUUGUGUUGUUAUGGAUUCAACUUAUAUAUAAUAUAUAUAAGGUACAUAAUAUGCAAUUAUAUAUCUGAUAUAUAUUAUAUAUAAAAUAAUAUACCUAAGUGUUUUUUUAAACUAUGGGAGUGUAUUAUAAAAUCAAUAAUAAUAUGCAAACAGUUGUGCCUGUGUAUUUGAACUAAAUACAGGUAUGUUGUUAUUAACAUACAUUUAACAUUUAUUUACUAUGGGAGCCAUUUCCUAAUUGAAUUGCAUAAUUACUAGACCAGAAUGCGUAUGCUACUAUACAUUGAUUUACUGCCUGUUUUUACACUGCCAUUACCUUUCAUGUUACCCAUGAUGUUGAACAUGGGAGACAUUUUUAAUGGACCAAAUUUUUAGGAAAAUUAUUUUUUGGAUUGUUUAGUUUUUUUAAGUUCUGUAUACUGUUUUGAAUGUACUUUAUUUGCAACUGUUCUGGACAUCAGUUUAUUAAUUCAGGUACUGAAUUUUAUUUCUUGCUAAUUGUGCCUUUCUGUUGCUGAAUUAAGAAAUGCUAUGUAUACUGUGAUGUAAAAAUAAGACAUUAAUUUUAUCUUAAGUUACAUAUAAUCAGGCAAGUAUUUUUAAAAAUAUAUGUCAAGGUGACAGGCAUAGAAGUAAAUUGCCCUUACUCUUUAGCCUUUAUUUAGAAAGAAAUGUGGAAUGGUCUAAACUUUCUCACCAAUUUGUUAGAAAGCUAAAUGGAUAAAUACUUCCCUUUUUGUAGAUAUUUUUCUGUGCAUUGUAAGUUAUAGGAACAAGAUAUAUUUUUUGUACAUUGUCUUGAUUGUUUAUACUGCAGGUAGAUACUUCCAGUGAAUGGAAAUGUAGUUGAAAUUUAUAGAUGGGACAAUGCACAUACUUCAUAUGAAAACAGAGCAUUUUUCUAAAUAAUUUGGAAAGGAUUGGAUUUAGCACUGUUAACUUUUAAUACCCAUUUAUUAGCUACUUAAGGUAAAUUAUAAAACCUAAAAUUAAUGUCAGUAUUUUGGAUCCUAUUAUUUUUUUCAACUUUUUAUUUUCACAGUGGCAAGUUUGCAUAUAGUAUUAAACUAUUAUUUUUUCUGUCUGUGCCUUUCUAUUUUGAAGUGUGGUUGUACUUACAUUAACAUUAAAUGUAUUUGUAGAAAGUUUUUCAUAAAGAAGAGGAUUAACUUUCCAUGUAAAUGAAUACCAGGUAUGAAAUUACUGAUUUUAGUGCAAUAUCUAUACAAUUAUCCAGAACUAUCACUUCAGAUGUUUCUAUUUUGGGCACCGUAACUAUUUGAGCUCAUAUUUUUGUAAUUCUGAUUGAGAAUUUAGGGGCAUCGUAAUUUUUACCAAAACUGAAGCUGAUAAUUUUAAGUAAAGCAACUAAAUUUACCCUUUACUUAUUAGUUAAAAGGAAACCAAGGCAGGUAGGAAAAUAACGGUACGUUGGAAAAUGUGAAAAGAGCUUUACUUUCAAAAUGUGUUUUUAAUGAAUUGAAGUUUAGGGACUGUUUCCCGUAAUUUGGGUCUGUGCUAUCCUAUUAAUUUUUAUAUGUAGCUUAAAAGAUAUUUGAAAAUGUUCCAUUUCUUUGUGUUUUAUUAUUUUCUGUCCCAUGACAGUUCUAUGCUAAAUGCAUUUUAAAAUAAAAGCUAAAUUGAAGAUUGAA
Messenger RNA from Sapajus apella (tufted capuchin), 2845 nucleotides. RefSeq names its product sphingosine-1-phosphate phosphatase 1 (gene SGPP1). Gene Ontology annotation, biological process: sphingosine metabolic process; phospholipid dephosphorylation. The coding region runs from base 369 to 941 and encodes 190 amino acids. NCBI's taxonomy places the organism in Eukaryota, Metazoa, Chordata, Mammalia, Primates, Cebidae. The transcript is spliced from 2 exons. Gene Ontology annotation, molecular function: sphingosine-1-phosphate phosphatase activity. The record is from RefSeq and is a predicted model, not a curated record. Gene Ontology annotation, cellular component: endoplasmic reticulum membrane.